AUGAUCCCCAUGUCGUCCCGAGCACGACAUGGGCGGGACCCUCUUAGGAUCAAGCAGCGUGGGACUAGGAUAUGUCGGAACCCGGGCACCCUUGACGUGGUGUUUCGUAGACCCUUAUCCGGGUUAGUCUGGGCGCGUAGGACUUGUCACAAGCAUACGAGUAUUGAGGAUUCUACUGUAUGUGCUGGUGAGCUUAGUCCCAAUUGGACGGCUCAUUCCCUAGCCACAUGGUCAAUUGAGGAUUCUUCCAUGUGGACUAGUCAAACAAUCCCCCAAUUGCACGCGUUUCGAGAGACUGGUUGGGGUAUAAGAGGGAAAGUAAGUGGGCUCGGCAUCGAUACGAUGUCGGAACUAUCACGGGAUUCGUCUCAGAAUUUCAAGGAAUUCAAGGCGGGUCCUGUCAUAGUCUGA
This is a messenger RNA of Prunus armeniaca (apricot), 411 nucleotides long. NCBI's taxonomy places the organism in Eukaryota, Viridiplantae, Streptophyta, Magnoliopsida, Rosales, Rosaceae. The record is from the annotation of a GenBank genome assembly.